CUUCUUCUUCUUCUUCUUCUUCUUCUUGACUUUCAUGUCAGUGUCGGACACGCAUUACGCUGCGCUCGAGCGUGGCUUUGAUGUCCUGCAUGAGCUGCUUGAGCUCCGUAUCGAUCUCCUCGAGCGCCAAGUCCACGGCGUUGCCGAGCUCCUCCUGCAGCCGCUCCUCCCUGCGACCGCGUCCGUCGCCUCGCUGGUGGCUGCCUCCAUUGAUGCUUCGUCCUCUGUCUCUGUCUCUGGCGAUCAUCCUGCUCCUCCUGCUCCUGCUGCUGCUGCGUCCUUCUUGCCCGCCAUCCGAUUGCACUCGCGCCAAUGCCGCAUCCUCCGUGCCAGCGUCGCCGAUCGCCGCGGCGUCUUCCAGCCAGCGCAACAUGAAUGGUUUGAUCCGCGCCUCAACAUUGCCAACGACCCCGACGUCGCCUUCCUAGACACGCAUUGCCUGUUUUCAGAUUACCGAACGGCGUGCAGCAAGGGCGACGAGGGCGAGUUGACAGUAUUCUUGCCGGCGGGCACCAUUCUUGUCAACCGCAUUCCUGUUCAACCCGCCCAGAGCGCAGGGGCUGGAGCAGCUGCCGAUCCGAACGAGGAUGGCACCACAGCUUCGGCCAUGGAAGUGGACCAAUCCGAGGCACAGACCGCGGCGGCUCCUUUACCUCUAUCAGAUGAUUCGUUCGUACCAUCCGAUCACUACACUGUCGUGCCGUUCCGAGUGCGCAUCGAGUACGAACUGGUGCAACCUGUGGGCGGCUUGCAUUUUGUCCUUCCCGACCCGACUCGCGGCGCCUUUGCGGAUCGACAGCCGCACAUGUUUAGCGAAGGCGAGCAACAUGGAUCCGCGAGACUAUGGAUGCCGUGUGUCGAUACCUUGACAGACAGAUGCAAGUGGGACAUUCACGUCAUUGUCAACCCAGGCUUGAGCGCUGUAUGCUCUGGAGACUUGUUAAGCCAGCAGCAAGUCGCCCCCGGCAACCGCGACGAAGGCUGGCGCUACUUUCACUAUGCCUUGAAUGUGCCGACCGUCGCUGGAGCAAUCGGCAUCGCCGUGGGACCUUUUGAUAUCUGGGGUGACCCGCACGCAAACCGAGUGACCCACUUUGCGCUGGUCGGUCUCCUGCCCGAGCUCAUCCAAAGCACCCAGAUGACGGGCUCGUCUGUUGAGUUCUUUGAGCUCUACUUUGGCAUGCCCUCUCCCUUUGGCUCCUACCACCAGGUCUUUGUGGAAGAGUGUUUUGACGAUGUCUUGCGCUUUGCUGGCAUGUCCAUCUUCUCGUCGCGGUUGCUACACUGCGAGCGCGUCAUUGAUCAGCCUGUCGAGACGCGAUGCGCUCAGGCCUACGCACUGGCAUCCCAGUGGAUUGGCUUCGGCAUCACGAUGGAGCGUGGCAGCGAUGAGUGGCUUGUUGAGGGCCUUGCGCGGUACAUUUCGGGCUUGUUCCGAAGACAAAUGUUUGGCAACAACGAGUACCGAUGGUGGAUUGAGCAAGAAAUGGAGCGCGUGGCACAGGCGGAUGUCAAUUUGCCACCCCUGUGCUCGGAUGGCCUGGAUGUCAACGACCCGGCCUUGGCGCGCUUUGGCGAAUUGCGGCGCCGCAAAGCCAAUCUUGUUCUCCGCUUGGUCGAAGGCCGCAUUGGCAUUGAAAUGGUCCAGCGUGUCGUUCACACGGUUUUCACGCGCCUCAAGCAGGCGACCGCCGGGAGCGCAGCGCAAGCCAGCGCCAAUCGCCCCAAAGACAAGGACGACGACGACGACGACGAUGCGGACAACAGCCACCGCAAGUCUUCUCGAGGCCAUGCCAGCUUGACGCACACUGGCACGCACGGCGCCGUGCUCUCGACCAAGGAAUUCUUCAAGGUGGUCAAAAAGGUCUCUGGCCACGAGCUCAAACUGUUUGCCGAGCAGCUCGUGUACGAGUCGGGCUCGGCCCUGCUUGAAAUCUCUAUGCUCUUCAACAAGCGUCGCAAUGCCAUCGAGGUCGAGUGCCGGCAGCACGUCUGCACGCGUCGCCACCCCUACGGCGAGCAACUCACGUCGAGUGCGCGAGCAUCCAACGCCAUGGGCCAAUCACUCUCGAGCGACGUGCUGCAGGAGGCCAUGGCUGACCACAUAAGUCCCGAGGAUCUUGAUCCCGACGUCGCCAACAACCCAUUUGCCAUGCAGCAACGUGCCAAAGACGCGGCGGCCGCUCGGCUAAACACUUUUGGUCACGCGCGCUCCACCGUCACGAGCGCCACAAUGGCCUACUACCCUGGCACGUUUGCCGCGCAGUUUUCCAACCAUCUGCCAAGCACCAUGAGCCUGGAAGAAGUCCAGCAACACAGCAUCAUGCUCAACGAACGCCAUGGCUCGGGCCACAACUCGAGCACCCACACAGCAUCAGCCCUGACCGUCGCCCUGUCCAACUCGGGCAGGGGCCUGAUCAAGACGGGCGCCAUCAACUUUCAUCUUCACGAGUUUGAUGGUGCCUUUGACCACCAAAUGCGCAUCGAGGCCGAGCAGCAGACCAUGGAGCUGCCCUUGGUCACCAAGGCAGGUCGCGCUCGUGCGAAAAAGAAGCGUUACGUGCUCGAAACGGGCGAGGACAUUGAGCUCGAUCUGAUCGCGGUCGAGCGUGACAUUAAUGUGCAGCACGAGGCCAUCAAGAAGCUCGCCGACCGGCCAUCGCUCGCGACGUGGACGACGUUGGUCAAGGUUUUGCACAACGAGCGCGUGUUUCAUCGGCUACGGCUGGCCGCCGUGUUUGCGCUUGCGUCCAUGGCGUCGCUCGAUCCGAAUUUGAAUGGCAUCCGCUACCUCAUGGACGAGUUCCGAAAGCGCUUUUGCAUCACGAGCCACCAGCGCGACAAGGAAACACAGCACGCGUUCGCCUACUUGAAUGUCAAGGCCCCGCCUUCGCCCCCGCCACCGACUGCUGCAGUGCCAAACCCGCCAGUGGUCUCGGCCUUCACCGACUAUCUCGUCGAGCCCAACGACUUUACCAAUUUUGCCAACUACCACCUGAAAAAGGCCUUUGUGCGCGCGCUGGGCACCAUUCGGCUGCGGCGCCCAGGUCUGCGCAAUCCCCCGUGCCCGUGGGGCGUGGUGCGCUUUUUGCUCGACGUGCUCGAGAUGAAUGACAACUCGGUCAACCCGUACACGGACGCGCAUUACAUUGCCGCCAUCAUUGACGGACUGGCCGAAACGGUCACGGACGACUACGACCUCAAACCCACCGACACGCUCCCCUUCCCGUACGAGCAUCCCAUCCACGUGAUUCUGGCCGAGUUUACGCGGUUGCUCUCGCUCGAAAAGCUCAAUCCUUCGUAUCGGCAUGUCGUGGCCGUCAGCUGCUUGAACGGCAUGUCCCUCAUUCAGGCACGGGGCGUUCUGACCAUUGAUAUCGGCGUCUUUUCCAGUCAUGCGCGGUAUGGCCAUUUCACCGACGUGCGACUCGCUGCCAUGCGCGGAUUAUGGGCAAUGACGCUAGUGUCGCCGUUGGCAUCCGCGGCGACCAUCGCCACGGCGCAGCGCGCCAUCCACAAGCUCCUCAAGCUGGCUGAACGGGAUCCGGAACCCAUGGUGCGCUGCCAUGCCGUGCUGCUGCUGCUCGAGCGCCCGCCACCCGUCACCAUCAUCACCCACGACAUGAUGACGCGCGUCUGGGAGCUCGCCACUGCGUCCAACGCUGUCUAUUUCAAGCGAUUGCGGCAUUUGGCGUUUGUGCUGCACGUCACGCUGGUUCAGUCGAUGGUACGCGCACACAAAAUCCGGUUUGAUCCCGACGCGCCGCGGGCAACGCGCAAGAUUGUCAUUCGUCGUGUCAAGGCUCCAGCAGUGCCUGGCGUACCACCAUCGGCAGGCUCUGCUGCUGCGCCGUCGGACCUCGACCACGGUGUGAGCGCCCCACCAGCCAGUAUGUCGUUUGUUGUCUCGACUGCGCAGCCAUCUGUCGCCAAAUCCGAGCCGGCAGUAGCGGUGCUCUCGAAUGGCCAUCAUCAUCAUCAUAACUAUCACUCGACAAACGUUGUUGGCGUUGACAGCGACGCGCAAGCCAUGUCGAUUGAUGAGGAGGAUGCCGAGGACGAGGCACACGGCGACGGCGCUGACAUUGAUGUCGAGACCACACACCCUGCUGCCUUCCAUGACGCAGACAGCGAGGAACACGACGGCAAUCCAUUGCAGCGUCAGAACUACGGGUCGAAUGGCCUGGAUCAACAUGAGGAGGCACCCAUUGAUAUUGAUGGCGAUCUGCUUCAUCCGGCAGAGAUGGACCACGAGGGUGGAACGCACGCUGGUGCGAGUAGUAGCAGCAGCAGUGGCUUUGUUGUGUCGUCGGCUCCUGUUGGUGCUGGAUCGACCUUUUCAGUCAAGCACAGCACCGACGCGACGACGGCAGGCGAGGCUCCAGUCCAGCACGAAGCCGAGUCGUUGAACGAGAACGUGUCUGUUGCUGCAGGUGACGAGGGUGCUUCUUCUUCGUUUGCUCCGGACAACGAGGUUGCACCGUUGGUCGACGAAAGUGCGCCAUUGGAACAAGUCAACGCACAGGCGGAUGCGCCAGAUGCCUCGCUUGCUCCAGUCGACAAGGUUGAUUCAUUUGCAUCUGUCGAUCCACAAGCGACCGCCAUGUCUGACGCGAUGUGAAGGGAUGUGAGCGUUCGGUGUUGUUUGUCUGUUCUUUGUUGCUGACAGUUUUUGGUGAUUUCUUUUUUUCGUUGUAUUUUAGCUUUGCCAAUGCACAUGUUGUUGGUAUUUGAGUUGAUUCUUUAUUGC
This is a messenger RNA of Capsaspora owczarzaki ATCC 30864, 4750 nucleotides long. RefSeq lists its product as hypothetical. The transcript is spliced from 3 exons. The coding region runs from base 35 to 4621 and encodes 1528 amino acids. Gene Ontology annotation, molecular function: transcription cis-regulatory region binding; chromatin binding; zinc ion binding. Gene Ontology annotation, cellular component: transcription factor TFIID complex. Lineage: Eukaryota; Filasterea; Ministeriida; Capsasporidae. Gene Ontology annotation, biological process: transcription initiation at RNA polymerase II promoter. The record is from RefSeq and is a predicted model, not a curated record.